CGCCUCGCUGGGCAUGGACGAUGUGUUCGCGGCGCUGGGCGUUCUCCGGGUGGCUGGCGCCGUGUGGGCGCUCCUCGGCCCGCCGGCUCCUUUCCACGAGCUCAAGAUCUUCAACACGGUCCUCGGGCUCGACUUGGAGGACGUGGAGCUGCAGCACGCGCUCGGGCGGGGCGGCCUCCUCUCCGAGGCGUGGGAGGGCCUCGCGCCCGCGAAGCGGCGGCGCUGCCUCGCCUUCGUGUCGGUGAUGUACGCCUUCAUCAACGAGGCGCAGCUCUCUCUCAUCCUGUACGGAGAGCUGGGAGAGGCGACGCACGGCGGGCGGGCGCGGGUCGCCCUGCUGCAAGGCGACCUGGCGCAGGCCGCGGCGCUUCUCGAGGAGAUGAACGGCACCAAACGGCAGCGCUGCGCCCGGACCCGAGCGCCGCGGUGAUGCGUUCCGACCGCCUCACGCCCGGACCGUACCCGACGAUGGGCGGCUCGUACCUCCGACAGCUCGCCGCGGGGACGGGCGAGCUGUCAGACACCGCCGCCGGGCUGCUCCGAGACCUGCUUGGCGCAAAGGCGGCGGCCAAGGUGACCUUCACCGACUCCGUCGGCAUGCGCGCCGUCGAGCGGGCCGAGGGCGCGGGCGCGCGCGCGAUGCGGUCUCCUCUGCCCAUGCCGCAGGGGGGCAAGGGGACGGAGGCGAUGGCAAGGGCGUUGGGCAUGGACAAGCCGUCGCUGCUGCGCGCGCUGCGCGCGCACGACUGGGGCGCGUCGGCGGACCGGUUCCUUGACGGCUGGCCACUCGCCGACGGCGACCGGGCGCUGGUUCGGCGCCUGCUGGGCGCGCCCGCGCGACACCGAGGUGGAGAAUCUCGCCUGCGAGCUGAACCGGCACCGCUCCCUCUUCUCGGGACAGGGGCGCAAGUGGAACAACUCGACCAGGCACGCCUCGCCCUCCCGGUACGACCUCGCCGCCGCGCGGGCGUUGCUCGAGCGCGCGGCCGACCUCAACGAGCGGAUGCGCGCGGCGGCG
Emiliania huxleyi CCMP1516 is the source of this 1018-nucleotide messenger RNA. RefSeq lists its product as hypothetical. NCBI's taxonomy places the organism in Eukaryota, Haptophyta, Isochrysidales, Noelaerhabdaceae. The record is from RefSeq and is a predicted model, not a curated record. The transcript is spliced from 5 exons. The annotation marks the transcript as partial.